This is a messenger RNA of Sphaeroforma arctica JP610, 1263 nucleotides long. RefSeq lists its product as hypothetical. Gene Ontology annotation, molecular function: mRNA binding. Lineage: Eukaryota; Ichthyosporea; Ichthyophonida. The transcript is spliced from 6 exons. The record is from RefSeq and is a predicted model, not a curated record. Bases 145 to 1038 code for a protein of 297 amino acids. Gene Ontology annotation, cellular component: cytoplasm; ribonucleoprotein complex; nucleus.
CGAAAAAUAAAUAGAGUGAAAAAAAGGGAAUUAACACGCUUCAUAGAGGAAUAGCAGCAAUUCUGCAAAUCGACCAACUCUUACCAUACACUACUAGUCAAUCUCAGCAGUUAGAGUGCACUCUACGCUACAGUAACAAGCAACAUGAGUAUGUCUACCACUCGAGUGUAUCUGGGCCGUCUGCCCAGAGACAUUCGCACACGCGAUGUUGAACGUCUCGUAGAUCGCUAUGGAAGAAUCAACGAUAUUAACCUUCGUGACGGCUUCGGGUUCGUCGAGUUUGACGAUUCCCGGGAUGCUGAAGACGCCGUUCGUGCCCUGGAUGGCAAAAGCUUUCUAGGAGACCGCAUCAUAUGUGAAUUUGCGAAAGGACGUCGCGAUCGCGACGCUGGAUUUGGCCGACGUGGAGACCGUGGUGCUCCUCGAGGAGGUGCCCGUUUCGGCCCCCCUAUCCGAACUGAUAACAGUUUGCUUGUAGAAGGAAUCUCAAGUCGCACCAGUUGGCAGGACUUGAAGGAUUUCUUCAGAGAGUACGGACCCGUUACUUUCGCUGAUGCCAAUAAGACUCGCGACGGUGAAGGAGUCAUCGAGUUCAGCAACUAUGAUGAUAUGCGUAAGGCUUUGAAGGAGGCCGAUGGCAGAGAACUAGAUGGCUACCGUAUCCGCCUCAGUGAACAGAGCACAAGCCGCGGUGGUGGUAGAGGAAGAAGCAGAUCUCGUAGCCGCAGUCGCAGUCGCUCUCCCCGGGGCGCUCGCAAGUCCAGAACUAGAUCCAGAUCCAGAUCCAGAUCCAGAAGCCCUGUCCGAAGGAGCCGAGACGUGUCGAAAUCGCCCAAGCGCGAUUCCCGGUCGCGCUCGCGCUCUCGAUCUCCCAGAAUGGAUGUUGACGACGAUAAGAAGCUCGGCGACAAAGAGGAUUCGAAGCGUUCCAGAUCACGCUCUAGAUCCCCCACGCCCAGGAAGGACAGCCCACGCUCCAGGAGUAGAUCCCCUGUAGCUGCGGAGGCCAAGGGUGAUGAAGGCCACAAGAGUGACUGAUGCGGAUAUUUUUUAAUGUUACACAGACUAGACUACGGCGUGGGUGCGGACUGGUGUAGAGAUACGGCUGCAUAUGGCUUCGAUUAGUAUCGCACACGCCACAGAACGUCAUCGAUUGAUUUAGUCGGCAGCAGACUAGGUGUGGAGUCUAGCCGACGUGUACCUGCGGUUGGGCUGCACAUAGUUAUCCCACGUAUUAAAUAAGAUUUAGGACAGAGUGAAGCG